GAUAGCGGAUCGUUCACAUUUCUUUUCUUCGUUCAGCGAGAGAAUUCGUAUUCGCCGUUUAGUUUUACCUAUUUAGUUUAAAUUUAAGUUUAAUUUAUUCGUUAAAAAUGAUUCGAUGCGGUUUUGUGAAAAGUUCAGUGCUUAUUGCCAUUGUAACUUGUGUGACGGCUUCAGCAGGUAGUGGAAGCAGUUGGCUGGGUCCAGAUUUUGUGGUGUUACAGAAAGUGUACGACGACUGUUACGAUAAUGAUGAUUUUACCGGUUGUUUAAAGGGGAAAGCAUUAGUUGCAUUGAACAAGGCAGUCGAUCAGGAUUCCAUAACACUGUUCGAUGGUGUGAUGCUGGAGAAACAGAAUAGCACCGACGAAGCGGACACUCCGUCGAUAGCGGAUGAACGAUCGUUGAAUCAAUUGAAUGGCAUUGACAAGGAACUGAUGACGAAAUUGGAUAAGUUUUUGCGCAGUCACGUUUUGAAACUGGAUAUGAGCGAGAGUCGCGACAAGAAAGAAAAAAAGCUUCACAAAUAUGCUCUUGCCGCUUUCCUGACAGCCAUGGGAAUUGCCGCUCCAUUAGGACUAAAAGCUCUAGCCACGAUAGCGGGCAAAGCGUUAGUGAUCAGUAAAGUUGCCCUAACAAUUGCCGGGAUAAUUGCGUUGAAGAAACUAUUCAGUAGCGAUCACCAUGAAGAGAAAAGCUUUCAAGUACAUGCUGAUGACGAACAGAACCGUCGUAGUAUGUACUUGGUCAGACCAGUCAAAAAUAUUGAAGCACAUGGAAUGGACCCGUACCAUUAUUACGAAACUAAGAAAUAAUUUAUUGUCAAAAAAUACCGUUCCGUUAAUUGAUGUUUGUUUAAAAAUUAAAUUAUUUUUUACACAUCACAUCAUCAAGCCUAUAAUUAUAGAUUAGUGUAGCUAGCAUGUAAAAAUGAGGUUUUUACCGAAUUGUUUUGUGAAAAAUGUUUUGUAAGACCAAACGAAAACCUAUAGAACAGCACAACCAAAUAUUGAUAGUAAAUUUAGCUUGUAAAGUUUAUUAGAAAGGUGGUCAAUAAAGGAUUUAGAACUA
Molecule: messenger RNA, 1068 nt
Organism: Bradysia coprophila
Lineage: Eukaryota; Metazoa; Arthropoda; Insecta; Diptera; Sciaridae
Gene: Osi21
Product: Osiris 21
Cellular component (GO): membrane
Source: RefSeq, a predicted model, not a curated record